AUGGCUGACGAUCCCUCAGACGCUCCUGAUCUUGAUUAUAUCAUUAACCAUGUUUUCUGUCCUCCCAAGUUACCACAAAAAGAUGACAGCAGUAUUAAACACGAUCAAGAGCUGUGCGCGCUUGUCCUCCAAUGUGCUUUAGAAUUCCGCGACGUUUUGUCCAGGGAAGCAGCGUUCAGAUGGGAUGCAAUAAUUAAGAUGCUGGAUCAGCUAUGCGAUUCUAAUAGAUUCCAUACGUUGUCUACGCACUUGAUUAAUGACCAAAUAUGCUCUAUGGACUGUUCAGACUUCGUCGUAUACUUAAUUCGUGCCCAAAAUGCUGCCAUUAUCUUGCGAAAAAGUGACUCGGAGGUUACCUUCGAGCUUUUUGAAGUUUCACCCACGGCUGCAGCUGUUAUAGGAACAAAAGGAAAACUCCUCUGCUCUUAUCCAGGACCUGCGAUAGCAGUGCCAUCGGACAUUGUCGAUGAUCCAGAUUUUAGCCAAGAACUUGCGUCCUUUCUUUCGCAGAUGAAUGAAGAUACCCUUGAUGCUGCGCCCACAACAACCAAGGCACGUUCAACUGUUGUCGAAGAGAGGGAAACAACCAAUCCGCGUUAUAUCACGGAGCUUCUUACUGGUAUCUUACGUGGGAUUGGUCGUCCGACGGAGGUAUCUCGCAUCACGAAGAGGAUUCGAGACGAAGUACUCUGGGGCCGAGCUCCAUUACCAUGGAGAAGGUCUCCCCUCUGGCUGGUUAUCAGAGUCGCACUGCAGACAACCCUCGAGCAUGAGGUUGAUGGACCGGCAGCCUACAAGUCGUUCAUGGUGUUUUUCAUGACGAAAAUAUUAGCUUUAGGAGUGGAGUCAGAGCUGCCGAGCGAUUUGCUUUACUGCAUGAGGGCUAAGGUUUGUCGUCGACUGUAUAAGCUUGCCUCUACCGCUCCGCAGUUUCUGUUGGAUAUGGUGAAACAGACGACGGAGCAGGUUCAGCAAAUAUUGCAGGAGCGAUGGGAUCUGGUGCAGAACGCUCAGACAGAGUCAUCCCAUUGGGCACCAGAAGAACUUGACAUAGAGGAAGACACACAUCUAUCACUCAUCAAUAGCCAUCCUUACCUGAUGCGCGUACUACUAGAUCAAGCUUCUCCAUCACCACAAUCAUUCUGGCAGCCACAAGAUCAUCCUCGCCGCCAUGAUAUUAGUGAAUUCUUACUUAUCAAUGGCGAAUGCUCACUGUCGUCAUCUUCUGAAGCUGAUUCUUAUAUCGCCUUGGCCGAUUUUGAAUCCUCAGUUCGUACAGGCAUUGAUCGAUGGGUCUCGCAGGUCUCCCCGAGCACUCAUGGUUCCGCCUGUGUUGCAAUUUAUCAAUGCAUGAACCAAUAUUCUAAGCAGGCGCAAAUCCUUUACAAGGACAAUCCCGAGGAUAUCUCUAUCAUGUUCCUCACGCUGUUGGAAUUAUGGGUUGCCCUUGAUAAGGUCGCCAUAAUGGAGCACAAGAUGUUAGCUGGCUAUUCACCAGAGAUCCCAUCCAACCUACCUGACUCGCUCCUCAUACGGAAAGCCGAUUCAAUGGCACGUUUGGAUCGUAUACAGAAGUAUCUGAGUCUUCGACACAGCCAAUCGUCGGUCUCUCGGUCAGUUUUCAUGGAAAAAGUGAAUUCUGACGCCUUUGCUAUCCGAUUCUUUGAUUCUUCCGAGACGCAUAUACUGCUGAAGGAGCGCAUAGAAUUAGAUGCAAUGCAGGAGCGAGAGAAAAAAGUCAAGGAGUUGGAGCAAAAGAAUGCCAGACAUACAUCCUUAAGCAACGAAGCCCGCCAGCUCCAGCACGCGAUCGAAAUGGAUAAACACGGACGCGGAAUUCACGCAAAAUCUUGUAAAAAAUGUAAACUGGAAAAACAAGUCCGCAAGAUGAAGAUAGGGGUGCAUGAGUGGCCGUUGCCCAAAGAUCCUUCACAAGCAAAGAUAGUGGUCUUCGAAUUGGAUUGUCCCAUUGCAUUUUCCGCUUGGAGGUCGGCGACUUACAGUUUCCUCGUGGAUGUCUGCACACCCACAAAGGAUAGACCUUCUGCAAUAUCGCCACACACUACUUUGGCUAACUACUCCGCUUUGUCGAAGUAUGCUACCCAACCAAUGAACCACCGACUCUCCCUUGCCUCGACUUCGAAGCCAUUUUCUAAAUCUCAUUACAGAAAUGUUGGUAUCCCAUCAACGGAGGGAAAAGCUUGCGUUAACAGCGGUCUCUCCUUCAAACUUUACGACAAAACUGGUGAUAGCUGGGCUACGAAGUCCUUCGCUCAUUGCAACCACAUUGCGCGAUACUGCACGUUUCUUCUGCCCCCAGGGCCGUAUUUGAACUUGCAGUUUGCUGUGGCUGAAACAUCUCACACUCAGAACGAAGUCAUUGCCAAACAGUCAGACUGCCACCAAGACUUGAAUAUCCACGAAUAUAUAGCAUUUGGAAGUUUACGGAGUGGGCCACUGUUACAAUGGCUCAAUAUUAUUCGUGAAAUACGCGCUCGUUCUCUAAGCUUCCGCCGAGAAGAGGUUUGUGCUCUAAUCACGCAAGCCGCUUGGCAAGUUGGACCAUUGUCAAGUACUGGCCAACGGGAGUGGCAUGAAGAGUUGGGAAACGAUGCAUUUGGACAUGCUCUACUCGGGGAACUCGAGGGUCUCAUGGCGAGCAUCGAGGGGAAUUGGUUAGAGUACGUUUCGAUGAGGAUCAUUAUUAUAUUGGCAUGCCGUCUGCUAACAUCAACCACUGGCGAGGAAGUCGAGGAGAGAAUAUUUGCUCUGUUACGAAAUAUUCGUACAGUAACGUUUUCAUGCGUACGACAACUAUCCGAGAAACUGCAAGAAGCUGAAGACGACGCGGAGAGCUUUGAAUUUCAGCAGCGUGUUCGUGAUAUGGCAGCGACGUGUCGAGCAACGUACGAUGUCGAAAUCUGCUACCUCCCAUAUCUUUUUUCAUCUCCAGAGGAUGACAACAUCUUUGUUCAGUGUGCUGUCAUUCUAUACGACAACUUACCUCCGAAGCUUGAUGAAGUACCAACUGAUUCGAAAGUUCUAUUGGGCCGGGAUCGGCGUUUCUCUCAUGCGCUGCAAAAUAUCAUUUCUCAGCGAGUCGACGAAAAUGGGACUGGGUUCAACCGUGCGAUAGCGUCCGCUUGGCCUGCUUAUCGUCCAGGUUCUUCGUGGCAGAGAUUACAGUAUCCGAAUGACUGCUGGCUCACUUCUACCACAGCAGAGGAUGGUGGUCAGCAACCUCAGCGCAUCCACUAUAAUACAUUGGAGGGGCGUUUACUCAUUGAUGGAAAGCCUCUAGGUCGCCUUCCUCUCGAUUUUAUACAGCAUCCAACUUAUCACUUGAUUUUUGGACAGAGAAUCCUCGAUGUUAUCCCUGCUGACAUGUCAGGAAUGGAAUUUGCAACGCGUGGCUUUAUCUUCGAUUACCGGAUCUAUUUUGCUAUGAAAAACGAUGGCUCCGAACUUGUGAUACGAGCAACCAAAGAUGCACAGAUUUUCGAGCUUAUUCCACCAAAGUUAUUUAUGGGUGAUCUACCGAAAUUACUAGUUGAAGGACACACCCAUUGGAUGAAUAUUGCUACUCGUGAGAUAGAAAUCCGCCCUGUCAAACACAUGUGGGAUUCCGCGCAGGGAAAUUGGCGAAUACACUUUUCAACUGCUGGCCAAUCGUCAAUGUUGAGGAUAGGCAAUGAUGCCCGUUAUAGCCUGGUCGAUGUCUGUAGCCCCAGCUACCAGAUGGUUUCAAACCGUCUGAGUCCACUGGAAUAUCCAGAAUAUCACAUCAUCACCGCUAGGUUCGAUGGUUCUGAGUAUACACUGUCAGCCGACUUGCCUCGAUUUGGACUGUCAUUUUUCGUGAAUGAUGACAAUCACCUCCAAUGCCGGAACAUACGUGGAAUGGUAGUUGAUCUAGAUCAAUCAACUGGCACUUUGAUAGGCCUUCGUAAUCAACUCGUGCUUCGGCCUGGCAAUAUGGCAUUCACACAGCUUCCUCGACCCCGCUCUAUCAUUAUCGCACAGGGACAAUUGUCUAUCAGCUCAAUAGACCAUCACGUUCGCAUCGACAUUGAUACGCAACACCAAUCCCGAGUCCAGUUUCAUCUGUAUAAGAUCGAUACUGACCUUGGUUGUCUCAUCGGCAAUGUUAAUUUAACAAAUAAAUUGUACAAGGCGUAUCUGCAUGCCGUAAGCAGUCACUGCCUACCUGAUCCUUUAACAGGACGCACUGGCACGGAAGAAGCUCUACGAGGUUUACGAUCCGCCGGUUGCAAAUCUUUCCAGAUACUUGGAUCAAAUGAUGCCGAGCUUCUUCGUCAAAUAGGAUCAUUGACGGCCUUGCGUAGCUACUAUCCGAAGCAUUUGAAAUACAUGGAAAGUGUGGAAUGGUCCACAUCCCUUGCUUCACUUGCGCAGCACCAUGGCCUGUACAUGGCCGUCAAAUCGAUCCUUGAUUACGCGGAACAGCUCAAGAUAUUCCACGAGAACUCAGAGCCUUUCCCAGAGAUUCCAUGCGAGACUCAUCUAUUAGAACGUGCUUCCAUCCGCAAUGCAAUAUUCUAUCCGGAAGAGUAUGCUGGGCCACUCCCUUCUGCGAGAGAGGAUGUGCAGUAUAAGUCCAGACAUGUAUGUAAUACUGGAGAGGCUUCAGUUUUUGACACCGCGUCCAUGGUGCAUGAAUGGCCGUCGAAGAUGAACACAUCCACCCAAUUGUUUGAACAUUUCCAAGACUGGGAGCAGCUAUCUGGACCAUCUGAGGAGGGGCCCAUAAGGAGUCUUCAUUAUGAUCGUCACUGGCUUCAAGUUUCGCUCCCCGCAGCUUGGCUAUCCAUCUUUGAUCUGUGUCGGACAACGCAGAAUUGUCAAUAUCAAUUGCUCUUUUCCCUAUCCGCCCUUGCUUAUAAAUCAUCCGAAAGUAGAUAUCUUAUCCCUACACUCCUCGCAUUUGCCGCGAUCCCUCGGUUUCGCAGCCUGGAACUCCCCUCUCACGACGCGUAUGACUUGUCCCGUGGUUUUGAUCCGCAACGCGAUGAGCUGUCAGAGUGUGUGCAGUCCACGGCUUAUCCAUUCGAAUCAAGUGAUGAAUUCUACAUGCCAGCCUACUUUGGGGAAAACGAAAUUGCUCUAGAGCGACGACGUAUUGCAGCAUACGAGCAAAGACGAACUUCGCAAACGAUUGACAUUGUCAAUGAACUUCUUCUUCAGUGGCCGUGUGAGAACCCAAACCUUAUAUCAGACUAUUCUGUUUGGUUUAAUGUUACGGCGCUCAUGGAAAGCACCAACAUACUAUUUCGCGAAUGGUUUCACAACGCUCAGCUUAAAAACCACACAAGUCAUGUUCAAGCAGUCCUCGAUGAAGUUCACCUUUCACACGCUCAGAGCUCCGAACCAUAUCAGCUUUUACCCUCGCAGAGCACACGUCCCCCCAGACCUUCAAAUGUAUCUUUCCAAAACCUUUUUCUCAGGGAAGCACCGUAUAUCAAGCUGCCACCAGAACCCUUAGGAGUUCUCAAGGCUAUGACGGAGGUAGGAAGCCCGCCAGACACCCAGAAGUUACAGGUACUAUUAUCGGAGUUCCGAGGCAGCUCUACUAAUGGGUUCCAUCAACUUUACGGGACAAGUUUGAGCGAAAGCCGACAUAUUCUAAGUGAACAAGCCCCAGACAUAUUCCCUUCUCUAAUACCUUAUUCUAUCCAAAUGCUGCAGUAUCAUUGUCAACAAUGCGAAGGUCAUUUUCGAUAUGCUCUGAAGACAAUCCAGGCAGCACUGUCUUCUAGAAAUAUACCUGAGUAUACAAUACUCAGCGCUGGUCUGUGGCCUCGCAUUACUACAAGAUCUCUUCUUGAACAAUUGGGUCUUACUUGCUCUGUGGCUUUGUCGACUAAUUGGAAACGGACUCUUGUCUCUUUCGCAAAUGCUCUCCUCUUAUUUCAGCGUUCCCAGCGCUUAUUGGCCUUAGCACUGAAUAAAAAAUACGAGGAGUUCUUCAAAGAGUUGGAGAAUACUGGGUGUGAUGGGUGGGAUGCUAUGGAAUAUCCUGAUUGGCUUUUGAUUCAGAUCGAGAAUCAUUUUCUUAUCAGGCGCAUUCAGGCCGGUGUCGCACUGGAAAUGAUACGUCCCACUUCGCAAGACAAUACAACCCUACAACUCAACAUGGGUGAGGGAAAAUCAUCGGUUAUUGUUCCGAUAGCCGCUGCCGCACUAGGAGGUGGUGACAAGCUUGUGCGAGUUAUCGUGCUGAAAUCGCUGGCUGUUCAAAUGUUCCAGCUACUUGUCGAACGUUUGGGUGGAUUGACAAAUCGACGUAUAUUCUAUCUGCCUUUCUCGCGCUCACUCCGGCUUGACGCUACCAAUGCAGCGCACAUACAAAAACUAUACAAAGAAUGCCUGCGCACCGGUGGUAUCUGGGUUGCGCAACCAGACCACAUUCUCUCCUACAAACUAAUGAGUAUUGACCAACGUUUGCUCUCAAAAUCUGUAGUUGCGGAAACUUUGCUCAAGUCUCAACAGUGGCUGGACAAGCAUAGCCGAGACAUACUUGAUGAGAGCGACGAAAUUCUACAUGUCCGGUAUCAACUGGUGUACACCAUCGGAUUACAGAACCAUCUGGAAGGUUUUCCGGACAGAUGGACGACUAUGCAACAGUUGCUUUGGCUUGUGAAGAGAAAUAUUGGGAUCAUAUCGGACAAAUGUCCGUUUGGAGUAGACCUGCAGCAAAGCUCAUACGGCGGCUUCCCUCCAAUUCGUAUACUCCAAGAUGCAGCUGGAACUGCUCUGGUUUCUUUGCUCGCUGAAAGAAUCUUGGAGGGCGAUCUUCCAAAUUAUAGCUUCAGUCAGGUUCCACCUUCCACCCUUGAAGCUAUCUCAGCUUUUAUUAAAUUACGGGAUCCUUCAUCAGAAGAUGCAGAACAUGUCAGAACAUACUGCAGUGACACUGGGCUUUGGAACGGAGUAUUGCUUCUUCGAGGCCUAUUAGCAAAAGGAGUCCUUAUAUAUGUGCUAAAGGAAAGACGCUGGAGAGUGGACUAUGGCCUGGACCUACGAAGGUCCAUGCUUGCAGUACCUUAUCGUGCCAAGGACGUCCCCGCCCCAAGAGCAGAAUUUGGACAUGCUGACGUUGCAAUUGCGCUAACAUGCUUGAGCUAUUACUAUGGCGGCUUAUCAGAAAGACAGCUGGAUAUUUGUUUCGAGUUGCUUCAGAAAUCUGACAACCCAGAUCUAGAAUACGAGACCUGGGUUCAUGAAUACGGUCUAGAUGAUAUACCAGAAUACUUGCGUCAUCUCAGCGGAGUCAACACGAGGUCUACCGAGCAGCGCAAGAAAUAUCUCGUCCCACUGUUCCGGUACAAUCAGGCCAUCAUUGACUAUUAUCUCGCCAAUGUUGUUUUUCCAGCGCAAGCCAAAGAAUUUCCUCGAAAACUCGCUACUUCUGGUUGGGAUAUUGCAGAAAGGAAAGUCCAUGUUAUGACCGGCUUCAGUGGAACGAACGACAAUCGGUAUCUUCUCCCCACCUCCAUCACGCAGCACGACCCCCCUCAUCAAUUAAGUACCAACGCCAAAGUCCUCAAUUAUCUCCUGCAAGACGAAAACAAUCAUUACCUAUGCAUAUCAGGUGCAGCAGGAGAGCGUGUAUCCACGGAGGUCUUCCUCAGACGACUUAUAGCGCAAACACCAGAAAUUCGAGUACUUCUUGACGUUGGCGCACAAAUGCUAGAAUUACACAACGACAGUCUGGCAGCUCUUUGGCUGUCACUAAAACUCGAGGCUCAGGCAGCGAUAUAUUUCAACGAAAAUGAUGAACUGACUGUAUUGGAUAGGGAUGGCAAUGUGGAAUCAUUUGUCUCUUCUCCUUUCAAUCAGCAGAUAGACCAGUGCUUGCUAUACUUGGAUGAUGCACAUACCAGAGGUACAGAUGUCAAGUUGCCUCCCGGAUCACGGGCUGCUGUCACAUUAGGCCCUAAAGUCACGAAGGAUCGUUUGACUCAAGGCUGCAUGCGCAUGCGACAGUUGGGCAACGGACAUUCAGUGAUGUUCUUCGCUCCUUUAGAAGUUGAUCGAGGGAUACGGGAAGCCGCUAUGAAGACGGGAAAGGACCCUACUAACCCACUUGACGUGCGGGAUAUAUUGCGAUGGGUGAUGCUGGAGACGUCUGCAGACGUCCAACACCGCGUUUCGCAAUGGGCAGAGCAAGGUCUAGAUCAUCGAAUCCGGGCCGCAGCAUGGUCUGAUUUCAUUAGCGGAAAGAUAACAGCUGAAAGUCUCGCAGCUUCAUGGCUUCAGCGCGAAUCCUGGACUCUUGAAGAGAUGUAUGGAUUAAGUUCCUCACUCCCUCAUUCAGCCUUCGAAGUAUCCGAGCUGCGUGAGCGCUGCUUGCAACUCGGAGUUAUGUCCCUCUCGCAGUCGCGGAUGGACGAGGAGCAAGAGAGAGAAGUGAUUCAUGAGGUCGAACGUGAACGACAGGUGGCGAGGCCGCCAAAGGUACAGGCUGCCAAACACCAGGUUCAUAAGGAUGUCACGCGCUUUAUCACUACUGGCAUCAUCCGUACUACUUCUGCUGCAUUCAAACCAGCAUUUACCACUCUCUGUCGCACAACUGCAGAAUUCAAGCAGAACGAUGUCUGGUCACCGAAUCUACUUGCAACAGCAGAUUUUAUUAAGACAGUGGAGCUUCAAUCCAAGCACAAAGCUGACGAUUUUCUGCGACCAUGCAAUCUGAUCAUCUCGAGCGAACAGGAAAAUUCGCUGGUCCUCAUCAUUCUCAGCCCUUUUGAAGUUAACAAUCUACUUCCCCAAAUUCGAAGGAGUAGCAAAGUUCGAUUACAUCUCUACACUCCAAGGGUCACCAAGGCGAUGAAAGCAAGUGACAAUCUCACACUCUACACUGUUCCACCAAUGUUGGCUCCAUUGCAUUUGCCCAUGCCACUGAAAAUCCAACUCAACGUACUUGCAGGCCAACUUUUCCUGCCAGACUUGGAGACGUAUACGCAACUUUGUCGUUUCCUGGGUAUUUAUACAAGGGAUCUGGGGAGGAACGUGGAAGUACAAAGUGAUGGCUUUAUCAAGCCUAAGCAUCGCCCCAAGGCUACGCGGUCUCUUUCACCUUUUACUCAAAGUCCACUACUAUCACUCAAAGCACUGAUAGGACUGCGCCGGAAAGGAAUGGGGUACUUACCCACGCAUCUAGGGAAGAUCUUGCAAGCAAGGUUAUUGACUGCUGAGGAUUUUGUGGCAUAA
Serpula lacrymans var. lacrymans S7.9 is the source of this 9234-nucleotide messenger RNA. RefSeq lists its product as uncharacterized. Bases 1 to 9234 code for a protein of 3077 amino acids. The record is from RefSeq and is a predicted model, not a curated record. NCBI's taxonomy places the organism in Eukaryota, Fungi, Basidiomycota, Agaricomycetes, Boletales, Serpulaceae. The transcript is spliced from 6 exons.